Messenger RNA from Alternaria postmessia, 771 nucleotides. RefSeq lists its product as uncharacterized. Gene Ontology annotation, cellular component: extracellular region. The coding region runs from base 1 to 771 and encodes 256 amino acids. Gene Ontology annotation, biological process: pectin catabolic process. The transcript is spliced from 3 exons. The record is from RefSeq and is a predicted model, not a curated record. Gene Ontology annotation, molecular function: pectate lyase activity. Lineage: Eukaryota; Fungi; Ascomycota; Dothideomycetes; Pleosporales; Pleosporaceae.
AUGAAGGCCUCCGUCGCUGCUUCCAUCAUCGCUUUCGCCGUUGCCGUCUCGGCCGGCCCAGCCAAGUCCGCUCCCAUGAACUUCUUCAGCAUGUCCAAGCGUGCUAGCCUUCCUAUCCCAGCCUCCAAGGGCACUGAGACUCUCAAGGAGGCCCAGGAGAUCACUGGUGUCUUUGACGGUGGCCUCAAGACCUACGGUCGUGGCGUCUCCUGCACUGGUCAGGCUGAGGGUGGCGACUCCGAUGCCGUCUUCAUCCUCAAGGAUGGUGCUACGCUCAAGAACGCCAUCAUUGGCGAGGACCAGAUCGAGGGAGUCCACUGCGAGGGCAGCUGCACCAUUGAGAACGUCUGGUGGGUUGCUGUCUGCGAGGAUGCUCUUUCCCUCAAGAAGGACGGUGACGCGACUGUCAUUGGCGGUGGCGCUACCGGAGCCGAAGACAAGGUCAUCCAGCAGAACGGCGCUGGUACCGUCACUAUUGACGGCUUCACCGUCGACAACUUCGGCAAGCUGUACAGGUCCUGCGGCAACUGCAAGCAGUCCGCUGAGCGCCAUGUCAUCAUGAAGAACGUCAAGGCCUCCAACGGCAAGCUCCUUGCUGGCAUCAACCCCAACUUCGGUGAUUCUGCCACCAUCGACGACAGCAACUGCGCCAGCUCCGUCAAGACCAUCUGCGAGGAGUUCAAGGGUGUUGCCUCUGGCAGCGAGCCCGAGUCCGUCUCCACCGGUCCUUCCGACGCUUGCAUCUACAAGGAGCCCCUCGCCUCUUGCUAA